Vombatus ursinus (common wombat) is the source of this 2667-nucleotide messenger RNA. RefSeq names its product neuropilin and tolloid like 2 (gene NETO2). The transcript has 9 exons. Gene Ontology annotation, molecular function: protein binding. Lineage: Eukaryota; Metazoa; Chordata; Mammalia; Diprotodontia; Vombatidae. The coding region runs from base 1 to 1659 and encodes 552 amino acids. The record is from RefSeq and is a predicted model, not a curated record.
AUGGUGGUGGUAGCAAUAGUGAUAGAGGAGGAGAGUUGGGAGGCUGCGACACCACUGCAGGCUUUCCUGAAGUGGAGCUCAGCCAACGCUGACCCGUUUUCUAAUGAGUUACUAGUGUUGCUAAUAACAGUACUUGUAGUGGAAGGCAUUGCUGUGGCCCAGAAGACCCAAGAUGGGCAGAAUAUUGGAAUUAAACAUGUUCCAGCUACCCAGUGUGGAAUUUGGGUUCGAACCAGCAAUGGAGGUCAUUUUGCUUCUCCAAAUUAUCCUGAAUCAUACCCACCAAACAAGGAGUGUAUCUAUAUUUUGGAAGCGGCUCCACGUCAAAGAAUAGAACUGACCUUUGAUGAACAUUAUUAUAUAGAGCCUUCAUUUGAAUGUCGGUUUGAUCACUUGGAAAUUCGAGAUGGGCCAUUUGGUUUCUCUCCACUUAUAGAUCGUUACUGUGGUGUAAAAAGCCCUUCAUUAAUUAGAUCAACAGGCAGAUUUAUGUGGAUUAAGUUUAGUUCUGAUGAAGAACUAGAAGGACUGGGAUUUCGAGCAAAAUACUCUUUUAUUCCAGAUCCAGAUUUUACUUACCUAGGAGGUAUUUUAAAUCCCAUCCCAGAUUGCCAGUUUGAACUGUCAGGAGCUGAUGGAAUAGUACGCUCUAGUCAAGUAGAACAGGAAGACAAAACAAAACCUGGACAAGCAGUUGACUGCAUAUGGACAAUUAAAGCUACUCCAAAAGCCAAGAUUUAUCUGAGAUUCCUAGACUACCAAAUGGAACAUUCAAAUGAAUGCAAGAGAAACUUUGUUGCAGUGUAUGAUGGGAGCAGUUCUAUUGAAAACCUGAAGGCCAAGUUUUGCAGUACUGUAGCCAAUGAUGUAAUGCUUCAAACAGGAAUUGGAGUGAUUCGAAUGUGGGCUGAUGAAGGUAGCCGGCUUAGCAGGUUCAGAAUGCUGUUUACAUCAUUUGUGGAUCCUCCCUGCACAGGCAGCACUUUCUUUUGCCAUAGUAAUAUGUGCAUCAAUAAUUCUCUGGUCUGCAAUGGUGUUCAAAACUGUGCAUACCCUUGGGAUGAAAAUCAUUGUAAAGAGAAGAAAAAAGCAGGUCUAUUUGAACAGAUCACCAAAACACAUGGAACAAUCAUUGGCAUCACAUCAGGGAUUGUCUUGGUCCUUCUCAUUAUUUCUAUUUUAGUUCAAGUCAAGCAACCUCGAAAGAAGGUCAUGGCUUGCAAAACUGCUUUUAACAAAACGGGGUUCCAAGAAGCGUUUGAUCCUCCUCAUUAUGAACUGUUUUCGUUGAGGGACAAAGAGAUUUCUGCAGAUCUGGCUGACUUGUCAGAAGAACUAGAAAACUACCAGAAAAUGCGGCGUUCUUCCACUGCUUCCCGUUGCAUUCAUGAUCAUCAUUGUGGAUCCCAAGCCUCCAACGUGAAACAAAGCAGGACCAACCUCAGUUCCAUGGAACUUCCUUUCCGUAAUGAUUUCGCACAACCUCAGCCAAUGAAGACAUUCAAUAGCACCUUCAAAAAAAGUAGUUACACUUUCAAACAGUCACAUGAGUGUUCUGAACAGGCCAUAGAAGACAGAGUGAUGGAGGAGAUUCCCUGUGAAAUUUAUGUGAGAGGACGAGAGGAUUCUGCACAAGGGUCAAUGUCCAUUGACUUCUGAUCAUCUAGAGAUGAAGUUGAUACGCUAGUAUGUAUAUAUGCAGCAUACACAGCACACACACAGCACAUAUGUAUGUUUUUAAGCUUUUCGGCAGUCAGUACCUUUUCCCCCCUCAAAUUAGAAACAUCUUCAUUUGUCAUUAAUUAUUAUAAUGUUGGAGAUUUUAUUCCCUUGUGCUCCUUAACCAAUGUCAAAUCAGUUGGUGAACUUAGGAAAUUCAGUGAGGGUGGGGGAAACAGUCAUCUGUUGCUUAGUGUCAUAUAAAUAAAUAAUCAGUUAAAUAACUGAAUUCACUUUUUAAAUGGUUGUUCUGAAGUUGUGUAAACAUAGGCUUAUAAGCUACCUGUUAAGUUUUACUAAUGUAACUGAAGGUGUGCAUGGGAACAAUGACACUGACUUUUAAAAUCUACAGAUAUACCAACAAGUUUUGAUCAUUGAAUGAGUUUAAAAAUUAGGUUUCCAUCACAGUUUCACAUUCAUUCUCUUUUUCUUUCCACUAAGUAUUUUCAAGUCAAUGGUUUAACAUUUCAAUUACAUAAAGGUGAUUAUUUCACUGCAUAUAUUUUGAUAUGGGCAUUUGUUAUUGAAUUUUGUCAAAUUAAAACUAGAGUUACUGUGGUUCAGUGCCAGUUAUGACCCAGAGUUAUGUUGCAUCCAUUUGUUUCUUCUGAACUAAUUUCUAUACUGCUGUCUUUUAAUUACUGGUUCCCUUAGCCUGUGUUUUCUGAGAAGUAGGUGAAAUGGUUUAUUGCCUUUUAAGAGUAUUUUAUCUUAGUUACUUUAUUAUAAUAGAAGGUUUUAGAACCUUGAGAUAGAUGAGCCUUUGCAAAUUAUGUAUAGACACCUGAAAUUAAACAGGUCUUUGAAAUUCCCAACAUUGAGUCACAUUCAAUGUUUGGCCACCAAUGGAUGGCCCAUUAAUUUUGGUGAAGGGGAAAUUAUUGAAUUCAUUGUUGUGAUAUUUAUAGUCUUAUAAAUGUUUUUAAUUCUCCAAGCCUGUGCUCCUCA